Molecule: messenger RNA, 1624 nt
Organism: Prionailurus viverrinus (fishing cat)
Lineage: Eukaryota; Metazoa; Chordata; Mammalia; Carnivora; Felidae
Gene: RSPH9
Product: radial spoke head component 9
Exons: 6
Coding region: 428-1624 (398 amino acids)
Biological process (GO): cilium movement involved in cell motility; axoneme assembly; motile cilium assembly
Cellular component (GO): axoneme
Source: RefSeq, a predicted model, not a curated record
AAAUAGGCUCUGCGCUGUGAGCACUGAGCGGAAUGGGGGGCUUGAACUCACAAACUGCGAGAUCAUGACCUGAGUGGAAAUCAAGAGUUGGGUGCUUAACCCACUGAGCCACGUAGGUGCUCCAGAUUCUUAGACUUUUAGAGCCAGGAGGAUCACAAAUUCUUUACACAAUUCUGAGGCUAAGAAGGGACACAACUGGAGUGAAAUAAUACGGCUAAUGUCACUGUUCUGUUUUCUUCCCGAGCCCCCAUUCCAUAUAGAAUGAGGACUCAAUAAAUGUCAACUAUUUGAAGGGCUCAGGGAAAGGCAAAAAUAUCUAGGGAACUGGGGACCUUCAAUCCCACACUGUAGCCUACCUAUGUUAGGGGAAACUACGCCAUUACUGUCACAGCUGAACACAUGAGGUCCCCAACGCAAGAAGGAAAGUAUGGGAGCUAGUGUGCGACCCAGCUUUUCUGAAGGGCUGGGUGGGGAGCAGGGCUGGCCUGAGGCUCUAAGUGGGCGGGGCCCACAGGCGGUGAGUGGAAUCCUUACUGCCCUACGGAGGGCAGGGCUUUGGUCUCCACGGAGACAGCUUCUCCUAGCAACCUGGCAGGCGUUGAACCGAGCCUUGGGCACGAUGGACGCAGACAGCCUCUUGCUGUCGCUAGAGCUGGCGUCCGGCAGUGGGCAGGGCCUCAGCCCGGACCUUCGGGCCUCUCUACUUACCUCUCUUCUGCUGGUGAAACGCGACUACCGCUAUGAUCGGGUCCUCUUCUGGGGCCGCAUCCUCGGCCUUGUCGCGGAUUAUUACAUCGCGCAGGGCCUGAGUGAGGACCAGCUCGCACCACGCAAGACCCUCUACAGCCUGAACUGCAUGGAGUGGAGCCUCUUGCCCCCUGCCACGGAGGAGAUGAUGGCACAGACGUCUGUGGUGAAGGGCCGCUUCAUGGGGGACCCCUCACAUGAGUAUGAACACACUGAGCUGCAGAAGAUAAACGAGGGCGGAAAGGUCUUUGAAGAGGAAGUGGUGGUCCAGAUCAAGGAAGAGACCCGCUUGGUGUCUAUCAUCGACCAGAUUGACAAAGCUGUGGCUAUCAUCCCCCGAGGAGCCCUUUUUAAGACCCCUUUUGGACCUACCCAUGUCAAUCGGACUUUUGAAGGACUCUCCUUGUCUGAAGCCAAGAAGCUCAGUUCCUACUUCCACUUCAGGGAGCCUGUUCAGCUGAAGAACAAGACCUUGCUUGAGAAGGCUGACCUGGAUCCCUCCCUGGACUUCAUGGACUCCUUAGAGCAUGACAUCCCCAAAGGGUCCUGGAGCAUCCAGAUGGAGAGGGGCAACGCACUGGUGGUGCUGCGCAGCCUGCUCUGGCCAGGCCUCACCUUCUUCCAUGCUCCCCGCACCAAGAACUGUGGCUACAUCUACGUGGGUACCGCCCUGCAGGGUGAAGAGCUGAAGGCGGUCAACACAGGGCUAGGGAACCAUCUUGGCCUAUCACAAGGGAUUAGUGACUCGACGUUCAGUAACUGGCUAGAAAUGGGCUCAAGGUCCCUGCACUUCCCAGGCAGUGAGCACACACAACCAGUGGUGGAGUCCAUGAGCCUGGUUUAUGAUAUGCUUUUUUGGGAGAACUGCCAGUUAUAG